UUCGGUGUGUUCAGUCAUGUUGUUCGAUAGCUGAAAUGAUAUUGAUGUGUAUUUGCGUGUAAAAUUUGGCUAAAGCAAUGCAGUGUAGUGAAACCGGUGAAAUAGUAUGUUACCAUCAUAAAACACAAACGAAUUCAUCUUAAUAAAGUUGAACAGUCGUGUUUGGAAUAGGCGUUGGUUGUACAAGGUGUACGGUAUACGAAAAAAGACGCCAUCUUUAACAGAUCCAACACAACAGAAAAAAACCUACAAAACGAAGAUUUAUCUAAGCCGGAAAGUGUAUACUCUGUGUGAAGUGAAUGUGAAAUUGUGUGCUGAUCAUUUAAAUCUAGCACUGAAUGCACAAUUGUGUACUGUUGUUUGGUGGCUGCAAUUGUUGAAACGUUUAAGGAUACGAUAAUAAUCUUCUGUAUAAAGGCACGGAUAAUAUUUGGCGUUGUCUGUCUGUUGAGUUGGAGUUAGAUACUUGCUCAAGUGACACGGUUACUGUUGCGCUAAGACUCUGUCACGAUUAUCAUCCCAAUGGAAGAUCCAAACCGAAUGAUGGGAGGCCACGGUGGCUUAAUGCCACCGAAUUAUGGUAUGCCGACGAACGAUGGUCAAGCAGGAGUGGACAAUGAUCCUCGCAAACAAGAUAUCGGCGAAAUUUUACAGCAAAUCAUGAACAUCACCGACCAAUCGCUGGACGAAGCACAGGCCCGCAAACACACAUUGAACUGCCACAGGAUGAAACCGGUUUUAUUUGCUGUGUUGUGUGAAAUCAAAGAAAAAACAGUUCUAUCACUGCGAAACACUCAGGAAGAAGAGCCUCCAGAUCCGCAGUUGAUGCGUUUGGACAACAUGUUGAUUGCCGAAGGUGUUGCGGGUCCGGAAAAGGGCGGUGGUGCAGGUGCGGAUAGUGCCGCGGCAGCAAUGGCCGCUGCCAACGAUUUUCUGUCGCAAUCUGAUUUAACCGGUGGUCAAGAUAAUGCCAUCGAGCACUCAGACUAUCGAGCAAAGCUGGCACAGAUUCGCCAGAUUUAUCACCAGGAGUUGGAAAAAUAUGAACAAGCCUGCAGCGAAUUUACCACGCACGUCAUGAACUUACUACGAGAGCAAAGUCGUACAAGGCCUAUUACUCCAAAAGAAAUUGAACGAAUGGUGCAAAUCAUCCAUCGUAAAUUCAGCUCCAUCCAGAUGCAGCUCAAGCAAUCAACCUGUGAAGCCGUAAUGAUCCUGCGUUCCCGAUUCCUGGAUGCUCGAAGAAAGAGACGUAAUUUCAGUAAGCAGGCUUCUGAAAUUCUUAACGAGUACUUCUAUAGCCACCUUAGUAAUCCUUACCCGUCAGAAGAAGCGAAGGAAGAGCUAGCUAGGAAAUGUGGUAUCACGGUUUCCCAAGUGUCGAACUGGUUCGGAAAUAAACGUAUUCGCUACAAAAAGAACAUCGGUAAAGCGCAGGAGGAGGCAAACCUGUACGCUGCUAAGAAGGCAGCCGGUGCAUCACCGUACUCAAUGGGCGGGCCACCAAGUGGUGCCGCCACACCGAUGAUGUCUCCCGCCCCUGCCCAAGAUUCAAUGGGAUAUUCGCUCGGGUCUGGCGGUUACGAUCAGCAGCAACCAUACGACGGCAGUAUGGGAUAUGAUCAGUUACAUCAGGAUCUCAGUCCUUGAAUUGCAGCUAUAAAAAACACACUAGAGGAAAGGGUUCCGUAAUUCCGAACGCCAACGCCAACGUUUGUGGCAUUAAUAACGAGAGCAAUUUUUUUCUGUUUCAAAAUUCAUACAAUGUUGUUUUGCAACAGUUUUCACUAUAAAUAUAAUGCAACUACUACAACUAUGACAGCCACCGAGUCACAGAAGAAAUGUGCACAUACUUCAGAUAAGAUGUGCUAACAAUGUGAGAAAGCGUUAAAGUCUAAUUUUACUUCCAACAAUCAAACACAUCACACUUAAAAAUAGCAAGAAGUAUACGGAUAGAUUGCAUUCGAUAGACUUUAAUAGUAAAAUAAAGUGAGUAGUUGUGCAGAACAUUUUGGUUUCUGCCAAGCUGCUAAUAGCUAUUCAACAACUGAAUUAAGCGUGCGAAUGUGUGGAAAGGAGUUGGCUACAUUUUGCAAAUCUCCUUGCAAUAGUGUAAGUCAAUACGAACUAGGUAAAGCAACAUUGCGUAAAAGUACGGAAGUAAAAGAGUGUGCCAGUAGGUUCCUGCAAGGUUCACAAUCUCAAAAUCCAGAAAAUCCCCAUACAACUGAAGUUUAGAUUUUUUUUAAUCUAGAGAAAGCUAUCAUGAAAUUCAGAAAUACUUUAAUUUCAUGACAUUCUCAAACCCCGAUAAGUAGUGGAUGCGUUUACGAAUUGCCAAUAAGUUUAGUUUUGCUUGAAUGUAAAAUUCAUCUAUUGUUUUAACUGUUCAGAGAUUACUUUUGAUUCAUAGCACGGCAAUGUUCUUGUGUUACACAUUAUAAACAAUUGAAUGUGUGCGUUUUACAUAUUUGUUUGCUGCGUGAAGUUAUGCAAAAUGAAUUGUUAUGAAAAUUCCAUUUUUAAAUGAUUUUGUUACAUUUGGUCAAAAUCCCUAUUUGGUCGUUCACAAUAGUAGAAUAAUAAGGAAGAGAAAUUUUCGUUCAGCAUAUAUGAUCAGCGUGUCAUGUAGGAUCGUUUCAUUUUUAUUGAAUCUCAUAAAUUAAGCAACUUUUACCAUUCAUCACAUUUUAUUACACAUCACAUCCUUUACAAAAUGGUUAAAAAUAAUAUCCUUUUUUCCAUAAGCAAUAUUCAGUUUUUGAAGGUGAUUAGUGUGAUUUUUUAUUUGUCCAAAAGAAGUUUUUCGGAUAAAAGUGGAUGAAACGAAGAUUAGUAUUGAAUACUGCCAGUGAGAGUUUGUGAAAAAGGCGGCAUAUUUUUUCUGGUAUAAUUCAUGCGCAUUGUUUAUAAACAAACAAACAAACAAAACAUAAAUAGAAUCCCAAGAAAAUUGGAAUCGUAGGUAAAGCUGGAAAACAAAACUACUGUGUAUACCAUUAGUUGAUAGGAUUACAUAAGAAGAAUGAUAGCAAGAGCAGAAAAAUAAUGAAAGCAGCAUGAAUGGACCGCAUGAAGAAAAAGAAAACCAUAAUACUUUGAACAAGUACGUACGAAAGAUGAAUAUCUUAUGAACCUGACACUAAAAUACAUCAACACAAUAAUUGUGACUACAUCGAAGUUGGAAUGUAAAAGAUGAGAAAAAAAGUAUCUCAUAAAAUAAACAAAAACACGAAAAACGAAACUAACAUGGAACGGUAGCACGCGCGGAAUUCGGCCAAACUGUGGAAAAGUUAUACAUUAAAAAGUAUAUAUAUAAAUAUAUAUAUAUUUAUUAGUAUUUCAUUUUAGGGAAUAUUCGACGAUUUGAACGAUUAAGGUCAUCAUGCAUGUGCAUUAUUUUAGCAGAAAUUUGCUUAUUUCUUAUAAAAAGUUAAAGCAAAACGCGAACGAUUCGUCGUCGCAGUAGAGCAUUAAUGGAGUGAUAAAACACUCGCGGAGGAGGACGGAUGAGUGCAUGUGUAAGCUGUAGUUUUUGGGAGAAGUUUGAUCUCCUGAUCAGCUGAAUUGUGACUACCAUCAAACUACAAACGGCAAGUACACGCUAACUCUCUAGCGCGAGUUGUCGGCACCGGUUGCAAUGUUUGCGGUGCAAAAACAUUCAAAUUAUAUACGUAAUUAAAAAGUAAUAAAUAGUAAAAAAAAUCCCCCAUAUAGACUACCACUCACCAAUCUGUGUGGCCAAUAUCUGCUACAGCGGGGGAAAAGAAUCGUUGAGGAUCAUUUGUGUCUGGAAUCAGAAAACCUUUAAUAGACACAGAAAUCAUUUUCUUUUCGUUUCUUUUUUUCCUAUUUUCGUCACGGUACAGUUUGUUGCAUUUUUUAACUGUAUAAGAUAAAUUCUUAUUGCACGAAGUUCGAUGAUGUUUUGUUGCAAUAAACAUUCUGGAACGUGUGCGCGUCGUUUUGUUUGUUUGUUUAAUUUUGCCAUUUAUAGUAAGUUCUGUUUGCUUUGUCUGCUACAGGUCAUUACAAAACGUGUUUGGUGAAUAAUUUGUAUGAUUUUAAAUUAAUUAUUUUCCACUUAUCUGAGUUGUAUGAGAACAGUUAUUUGUUUUGACGUUUGGGUAAUUCUUUUACUCUACUGAACACUUUCGAACAACACACAUUCAACUUUAAUUUGAGAUCAUAUUUCUCUGAAGCCCAUCCAGUUGAUACGAGGCAUAUUACCAAAGUAUACAGUGAAAAAACAAUAAGUUUAUAUGUGAAAUAGGUUGCAUUAUUUUUUUCCAUCUCUCUCACCUUCUAUUGUAUGAAUCAGUUAAAUUAGUCAGUGGCAAAUGGAGAGUUUAUAAUUAUUAAACAUUGGUUAUAACUGCUAUAUGUACAAGGCCUCUGGUUAAGAAAAAAGAACACAAACAUAAACCCACACACAAAAUAACAACAACAAAAAAACGUCUGAAACGUCAACGACAAUAUACGUAUGGAUUGUGUAUCUAAAUGCAAAUCUUCUAGAAAUACUCAGUGAAAAUGAAAUAUGGCAGCACACGUAAGAUAACGAUACUUAAAAUGCAAGUGGAGGUGUGUUGGGUCGUCGCUUAUAUGCAGAAAUGCAAACAAAGAGAAGCAAACAAAUCAUUUGUAUACGAAUUAUUAAGGAAGUAAUUUAAAAGAAACUACUCAUCACACACUACAAAUUAUACCGACACCUUUGUGAAUAGUGAAAAAGUCUCUGUGCAGUGUAGUAGAGAAGGGCAAACAAAAACACACAACAAUGAAGAAGCUUACCGAAUGAAUUGAAUUGAUGUAGAACUUAUUCAAAUUUAUUUUCUAUUACGACGACGAUAAUGAUGUUGCACAGUCGUUCAAAAGUACACACGUACGAAGCAAAAGAUGUACAUUUCUUCACUCAGAACGUACUGUUAAAUGACAACAAUAAUUGUAUUGUCUGUUGAAAUGUCUCAACACGAUAGCAAAUUAUACUAAACAUGUACAAAAACAAACAAACAAAAUAACAAAGCACAAAACGUUCGUCGUGUGUUUUAAUGGGUUUUGUUCUGAGUGCUUAACUUAAUCGCCAUUGCAGCAGCAAACAUGGUUUGAACAUGGUUAGUUAACGUUUUUUUUUCGUUUGAAAGAAUUUAAAAGGCUUAAACAAAGAAAAACCUUUUUCUCAGCAAAACAGUGCUUAGAACAAAAACAAAAUACAUUAGAAACAAAACAGCAAGCAUAAAACUAAUAUAUGAAGCGUGGAUAAAACUGGAAAUCUAAGACUCCCUCAGGUAUACGAAAACAGCCCGGCAGCGUUACGAUGGUGAACACUGUAAAUUCACGUUGUGUCAACUUUGAAUGGAAUUUUCAAUUGGAUCGAAUAGAUUGGAAAUUCUGAAACACCUUUGUUUUUCAUCACAUGAAGUUGUAAAGUUAUUUUGUUUCCCAGCGGUAUUAGCAGAGGGCGAGCUGAGUAGAAUUCACAUUCUUUGGGUUUUCACUAUUACAAAACGGUCUUCGUAACCAAUUUAAACCGACUCGGCAUGUAGAUGAUGUUCAUUCUGAACAACAGAAACAUCAAAAUGUAUUUUACACUUUUUCUCGUAGAAAAAGAGGAUGCAUUUUUUUGCUGGAUUCAAAAUAGCGACCGAAAAAAACAACACAUCCAGUUUAUAGUUUGAAUUUUUCUUUCGAAUUUCGUUCUGUCCAUCUAAUUUUCAUAAAAUAUAAAACAUUUAUUGUAAUUACUGUAGUGUUCAUACGCGAAACAGUGUCUCUAAGAAUGAGUGUGCGUGUAUCUGCACAGAGCAAUGAAGGUGCGGUGCAUUUAUGGAAAAAGCGUGUGCGUGUGUGAGGAAGAGAGAGAGAGAGAGAGAGAGAGAGAGAGAGAGAGAGAGAGAGAGAGAGAAGAAACGGAUUUCUCCUCACCUCCCUAAUUAAUAGAACCUUUAAAGAAUUAUUAAGCAAACAAACAAAAACCUACGAACGCGAAGCAGCACGUAAGAAAAAGAGCACACAACUAAAAAAACGAACAAGUGGGAGUAAGAAACGAAAGCAUGUAUACGAAAACGAUUUAAAAAUCUAUCUAUUAAAUUAAAACUUUUAUGUGUACUUAAUUAUAAUGCUACAGAAUAAUAAAACAGAAAAAGGAACAGAAUGAUAUACUAGAAAUAGCA
Anopheles moucheti is the source of this 6167-nucleotide messenger RNA. It is a transcript of the gene exd, whose product is annotated as homeobox protein extradenticle. The coding region runs from base 523 to 1650 and encodes 375 amino acids. Gene Ontology annotation, cellular component: nucleus. The record is from RefSeq and is a predicted model, not a curated record. The transcript has 8 exons. Gene Ontology annotation, biological process: regulation of transcription by RNA polymerase II; animal organ morphogenesis; neuron development. Gene Ontology annotation, molecular function: RNA polymerase II cis-regulatory region sequence-specific DNA binding; DNA-binding transcription factor activity, RNA polymerase II-specific. Lineage: Eukaryota; Metazoa; Arthropoda; Insecta; Diptera; Culicidae.